Messenger RNA from Bipolaris oryzae ATCC 44560, 963 nucleotides. RefSeq lists its product as uncharacterized. The record is from RefSeq and is a predicted model, not a curated record. The coding region runs from base 1 to 963 and encodes 320 amino acids. Lineage: Eukaryota; Fungi; Ascomycota; Dothideomycetes; Pleosporales; Pleosporaceae. The transcript is spliced from 2 exons.
AUGCCUCACAAGCACAGGCGCAUCGAAGACGACGAGUCGCAAUUCGACCUCCCACCCACACUCCACGCUGCUCCACUCGCCGUCGGUAAAGCCCGCACAUUCAACAGUGCUCCAAAGACCAAGAAGCGAAAAGUAGCCCAGGUCGAAGGAUAUGGCGCAGACGACACCCCCAAGGCCUUUCAGCGCCUCAUGGCCUUCUCCAGCGGUGGUCAGAAGAAGCGCUCAGGCCUUGACGAUGGGUCCGUGAAGCCCAAGAAGCAGAAGAAGGGGCAGCAGCAGCAGUCAGCGACAACCACAGAUGCAACCAAGGAAGAAAAGAGCACCAAGAUCGACGAGCAGCCGCCACAGACAACCCCCGCAUUGAAGAUCCAGCCCGGAGAGUCCAUGGCAGACUUCCGUGCGCGUGUAGAUCAAGCUCUUCCGCUAUCGGGCAUCACAAAAUCCGGCAAGAAGAUUGCCGGCCUAACCGAUCACCGCGUCACCAAGCACGAGCGGCGGCUCAAGCGUCUACAAAAGGGUUGGAGAGAAGAGGAAGCCAGGUUGCGCGAAAAGGAAAUGGAGCGAAGAGAACUAGCAGAGGAAGAAGAAGACGAGCUAGAUGCCAUGUGGGACGACCACACCGCCGACCUUCCCACAAAACGAACCGUGGACGGCAAGAAGAAAAAGGCCAAAAAGGGCAAGCGCAAGCUUAAAGUCGGCGAAGUCGCUCACGACAGCGAAGACGAGUGGGAGGCCCUCAAGAAGAAGAGGGAGGAGAGAAAGGGAUUGAAUGAUAUUGUGCAUGCUCCUCCGACGUUUACAAAAACUCCGAGGGAAAUCUUUAAAGUGAAGAAUGGUGCGGGGGCAAAGGUGGCGAAUAUACCCAAUUCCGCGGGUAGUCUGAGUAAGAGGGAGCAGUUGGGCGAGGAGCGCCAGAAAAUGAUUGAUGCCUAUCGACAAAUGAUGGCUGCGAAGAAGGCGUGA